AUGCGGGCUGUGGCCUGCAGCCUGCGCACCCGCACCGCUCUGGCCUCCAGCCCGCCAAGGCCCCGGGCGCCCAGCGCUGCCGCUGUCCACUCGCUGCGCACCGGUUCUGCUUUGAUGUCGGUGCGUAAAUUCACAGAGAAGCAUGAAUGGGUAACAGCAAAGGAUGGUAUUGGAACAGUGGGAAUCAGCAACUUUGCACAGGAAGCUUUGGGAGAUGUUGUUUACUGCAGUCUUCCUGAAGUUGGGACAAAAUUGAAAAAACAAGAGGAGUUUGGUGCUUUGGAAAGUGUGAAGGCAGCCAGUGAACUCUACUACUCUCCUCUGUCAGGAGAGGUAACUGAAGUCAAUGAAGCACUUGCCGAAAACCCAGGGCUCGUCAACAAAUCAUGUUACCAAGAUGGUUGGCUGAUCAAGAUGACACUGAGUGACCCUUCUGAGCUGGAUGAAUUAGUGAGUGAAGAGGCGUAUGAGAAAUAUGUGAAGUCCAUUAAGGAGUGACCAUGGCUUCCACAUAAAACUGGGACGUGCCCUGUUCCAGCAUGCUUGUCUUUUUUUUUUUUUUUUUU
Rattus norvegicus (Norway rat) is the source of this 566-nucleotide messenger RNA. The record is from RefSeq and is a predicted model, not a curated record. NCBI's taxonomy places the organism in Eukaryota, Metazoa, Chordata, Mammalia, Rodentia, Muridae.